AUGGAGAUGCAGGAGCGGGUGCAGCCGCUGGAGCUCGAAGCCUCCUGGCCCCGGCCUUGGGCACCUUCCCUCGGCUCCUCUUCCUGCCUUUGUGACGGUGGCCUUGUAGGCGAACGUCGGCAGGAGCCGGGGCCGGGGCUUUGUCCUGCAUUUCCCCUGACUCUGGGAGGAGACGGGCUGGGGGCCUGGCAGCCACCCCACCCACAGCCACCCCUCCUGCAGGAGAAACGGGGCCAGCCCUGCCCAGACACAGGCAACAAGGACGCCCGGGGGCACCUGCGACAAGGACGCCCGGGGGCACCUGCGACAAGGACGCCCGGGGGCACCUGCGACAAGGACGCCCGGGGGCACCUGCGACAAGGACGCCCGGGGGCACCUGCGACAAGGACGCCCGGGGGCACCUGCGACAAGGACGCCCGGGGGCACCUGCGACAAGGACGCCCGGGGGCACCUGCGACAAGGACGCCCGGGGGCACCUGCGACAAGGACGCCCGGGGGCACCUGCGACAAGGACGCCCGGGGGCACCUGCGACAAGGACGCCCGGGGGCACCUGCGACAAGGACGCCCGGGGGCACCUGAGACAAGGACGCCCGGGGGCACCUGCGCCAAGGACGCCCGGGGGCACCUGCGCCAAGGACGCCCGGGGGCACCUGAGACAAGGACACCUGGUGGAGAGAAAUGGAGAGUUCCAAGGCCAUGGGAUCCCGAUGGAAUCCCUACCCCCAGCAGCCCUGACCUUAAUUUCUGGAGAAAACUGGAGUUUUCUCUUGCACAGAGCCGCAGGGAUGGGGAUCUCUGAGCUGGGUCUGGGUCUGACCUCCACGGCCUCGGGUUUGCCCCCUCUGGAAAACGAGAGGUCCGUGCCCUCAGACGAGCCCACGCCACAAAGCCCAUGUCAGCUUUCCAGCCUCUACCUUAGCGCCGUGAGGAAGGCCCUGCGCAGUCCUGCCCAGCCCCGGAGCCUCUGCCCUCCCCACAACAGGGCCUCUGUCGGUUUCCUGGCUGAGGACCAGGCUGCCUCGCCCGCUGUCACCCCUCCCCCUGGCUGCACGGCCGGUCACGCAUCCCUGGUGCGGUACUGCAGGGGUUGCCCCAGCUGUCCAGGCCCCUGGGUCCCUCACCUCUGUGGGGGGUGGCUGGGCUUUGGGGCGCAGCAUCCCCGGAGGAAGAGCUGCUUCCAGCCACCUCGGCCACCAGGCUCCAGCACCGGGCCCCCCCUUCCGUUAUUGGCCACCAGGCUCCAGCACCACGGUCCCCCCUUCCGUUAUUGGCCACCAGGCUCCAGCACCGCGGUCCCCCCUUCCGUUAUUGGCCACCAGGCUCCAGCACCGCGGUCCCCCCUUCCGUUAUUGGCCACCAGGCUCCAGCACCACGGUCCCCCCUUCCGUUAUUGGCCACCAGGCUCCAGCACCGGGCCGCCCCUUCCGUUAUUGGCCACCAGGCUCCAGCACCGCACCCCCCCUUCCGUUAUUGGCCACCAGGCUCCAGCACCGCGGUCCCCCCUUCCGUUAUUGGCCACCAGGCUCCAGCACCGCGGUCCCCCCUUCCGUUAUUGGCCACCAGGCUCCAGCACCGGGCCCCCCUUCCGUUAUUGGCCACCAGGCUCCAGCACCGGCCCCCCCUUCCGUUAUUGGCCACCAGGCUCCAGCACCGCGGUCCCCCCUUCCGUUAUUGGCCACCAGGCUCCAGCACUGAGGCCCCCCCUUCCGUUAUUGGCCACCAGGCUCCAGCACCGGCCCCCCCUUCCGUUAUUGGCCACCAGGCUCCAGCACCGGCCCCCCCUUCCGUUAUUGGCCACCAGGCUCCAGCACCGCGGUCCCCCCUUCCGUUAUUGGCCACCAGGCUCCAGCACCGGGCCGCCCCUUCCGUUAUUGGCCACCAGGCUCCAGCACCGCACCCCCCCUUCCGUUAUUGGCCACCAGGCUCCAGCACCGGGCCCCCCUUCCGUUAUUGCCCCCCAGGAGCGGGGUCCCCGGCGGGGGAAGCUUCCUUCUACAGGUGAAUUGUGGGCCUCUUCCCCCAGCUCCCAUCGGGCUGCACCCAUUCAGGAGCCCUUUGCUGACGGUAUCCGAGCUGGGGCCCUGCCCCGGGCUCAGCGCCUGAGACUGCGGAGGGGAGUCGGGAGGCUUUGGGGUCACCAGCCCGACCACCUCGAGUUACAGCCGAGCAAACUGAGGCUGAGAGUCGGGCGAGCGCCGGGCCUCGGCCUCUCCCCGCUCGGCUUCUCGGGGCGUUCACGGCUUGGCUUUAGACGUCUUGGGGAUGGCGGGAUCUCAGAGCCGGAAGGACGGGCUGCCUCCUCCGCGGACCCCAGCAAUGCGGCCAUGGCGGGGAGCUCACUACCUCGCGAGCCGCUCCGAUGGGUCCCCCGGCGGAGGCUUUUGGCCUUUUCCAAGCAGGGCAGCCAGGGGGAGCCAGAGAGCAGCUCCCCGACCCUGGGGGACUCUGGGCGGCUCACGGCCCGCGCCCGCCUCGGGGGUCUCACGGCGGGAGGCAGGUCCCCGGCUGCCACCCUGGUGCCCUUGGGUGUCUGGGGUGCUCCCCAGGGCGAGGAUCGGCCCAGGCCCGUUGGGGAGACUCCGCAGCCUCGGCCCGGACGGGUCCCAAGCUGCCAAGCUGAGCAGCAGCCGGCAGAGAGCCUGUGUCUGCAUGUCCUCCUCCCUCCCCCGCCCGGCUCUCAUGCCCCGGGGCCGGGCUCAGCCCUCCCCACCACGGCUUCUCUUCCAGGAAGGGCCCAGUCAGGGCCGACAAAGCUCUUUCCAGAGCCACAAAGCGGGGACGGGCCCUGUCACCCCGCAAGCUCCCGGGCGGGCGGCGCCUCUCCCGGGGGCGCUGUCCGGGCCACGCGGCCCUCGGGGCCCAGCCCCGUCUCUCAGAACCCCCGCCUGGAUGUGAGCCUUCCCCCAGUCCCCGUCGCUGACCCCCGUCUCCCAGGAAUCUGGGGCCUUUUUGUGUCCAGCAACAGCCCGCACCUGGCUCAGAAUCCCCGCGGCCAACAGGCGGCCUGCGCGGCCGGGAGCCCCUCCCUGCCCCCUCCCUGGUCUCCCCGCUGCCCCGAAGCUCUGCUCCUCCCCGGGCCUCCGCCCACCCGCCCGCCGCCCGCCGGAGCUGUUGGGACUUGCUGGGCCGCUGGGCCCGAGCCCCCGGAGAGUGCCAAGGAGGGGAGGACGGACGCGCAGCGCCCUCGGGACCUCUCCCCAGCCCGGAGGACCGAGUGGUCCCGCGGCCCGCCUCUCCCCAGCCCGGAGUACGGACUGGUCCCGCGGCCGGCCUCUCCCCAGCCCGGAGCACCGAGCGGUCCCGCGGCCGGCCUCUCCCCAGCCCAGAGGACCCAGCGGUCCGCGGCCGGCCUCUCGCGGGUCAAGCGACACGGAAGCUCGAGAUGGAAUCGGCGCCUUUCAGAGCGGGGCCCGGAGAUCAUUCGGUGCAAUCGGUGGUUGAACCGCAAUCCCCCUUCCUGGUGGCCAUCAGCCUCCCUGACACCUGCAGGGACGGAGAGCUCCCCCCCCCAGCAAACCCCCAGCCCGCAGCGGCUCUCCCUCAUCUGCCCCUGA
Antechinus flavipes (yellow-footed antechinus) is the source of this 3555-nucleotide messenger RNA. Its product is annotated as basic proline-rich protein-like. The transcript is spliced from 8 exons. NCBI's taxonomy places the organism in Eukaryota, Metazoa, Chordata, Mammalia, Dasyuromorphia, Dasyuridae. The record is from RefSeq and is a predicted model, not a curated record. Bases 1 to 3555 code for a protein of 1184 amino acids.